AUGCGCGAGGAACACAAAACCUGUAUACUGCCUGUCGCCGGCGUUCAUGACCAUGUCCUUUUGCCUGCUAGCGAGUUCAAAUGGCUUGUCAGCCAGCCUGAAUCUGAUGUCGACUACCGCGUGGAAGACGAAGACCAAUUUGAACAUAUUUUGUUUCUAAAUCAGCGCCUCCUCCGUACCAUCCUUCGUAACCGGCUCAUUUCUACGGUCCUAACUAGGGAAACUUACAACACAGUCCCAGCUCUGCUUGACGAGAUACGGUUCACUGUGGAUAGCCUCUUUGGAACAGACACUGAGAACUUCCAUGAGAUUUGCAUGCGCAGCAUGGUACAAAAUGUCUCAUGCCAGGUAAUGAAUCGUGUCUUCGUUGGCCAAUCCAUAAGCCGCAGUGCCAAGUUAAGCAACGCAGCUAUUGCGUACAUGACAAAUAUACCGACGGUCUCGAGAACAAUACGCUUCAUAUGGAGGCCGCUCCAGCCACUUGCCGCCUUGUUCCUCACCUUACCGGCCCGCAUCCGUACCUGGAGGAUCUAUGAUAUUCUAGGCCCAGAAAUAGAACGGCGGUUAGCGGCAGCCGAAGCAAACAGCGUCGACCCUGAGCUCGAGGCUACAGAGAACGAUUUCUUGCGGUGGAUCAUCGAUGAUAUGAAGCUGUCUAGCUCUAUGACGCAUGCGAUCAUGGACCUGGCGUGUUCCAAGUACGAGUACAUUGAUGAGCUACGCGUCGAGAUUGCAUCCGUAAUAGCCAAAAAUAGCGGCAAAUUCGAUAAGCGGGCGCUGGCAUCUAUGGUGAAGCUUGAUAGCUUGAUGCGCGAGUCGCAGCGCAUCAACACGCUUACGACAUUUUCUGCUCCCCGCUUUGUGAUCAAGAAAGGGGGCAUCGAGACGCCGUCAGGCAUUCACGUUCCACAAGGCGCAGUCCUGGUCGUCCCGACGUACUCGAUUAUGCAUGAUGCCGCCAUAUAUCCGGAUCCCUAUACCUUCAAGCCGUUCCGGUUCGCAGGGGAACCCACUGCGCCUGAUUGGGAAGGCGGCAAUAGCAAUACUCAAGGAUCGCCGCCGCCGACGACUCCCCGGCAGAUGCCGCAAGCUUGGGUUAAGGUAGCCCCCGAAUAUGCGUCAUUCGGGUACGGGCCCCACGCAUGCCCAGGACGUCAUAUCGCGGCCGUCGGGGUGAAGCUGAUGAUGGCGUAUAUCAUUGCUCAUUACGACUUCGAGAUGCAAGGCAAACGACCGAAGAACAUCUGGUCCGGGUCUGUCCUAUUGGGGCCGCAAAGGACGACGGUCCGGAUUAGGAGGAGGAAGGAGAAGGAUAUUGUUUUUGCUUGA
This is a messenger RNA of Daldinia loculata, 1329 nucleotides long. Its product is annotated as cytochrome P450. The record is from RefSeq and is a predicted model, not a curated record. The coding region runs from base 1 to 1329 and encodes 442 amino acids. The transcript is spliced from 4 exons. Gene Ontology annotation, molecular function: heme binding; monooxygenase activity; oxidoreductase activity, acting on paired donors, with incorporation or reduction of molecular oxygen. NCBI's taxonomy places the organism in Eukaryota, Fungi, Ascomycota, Sordariomycetes, Xylariales, Hypoxylaceae.